Molecule: messenger RNA, 1362 nt
Organism: Colletotrichum phormii
Lineage: Eukaryota; Fungi; Ascomycota; Sordariomycetes; Glomerellales; Glomerellaceae
Product: putative MFS monocarboxylate transporter
Exons: 4
Coding region: 1-1362 (453 amino acids)
Biological process (GO): transmembrane transport
Cellular component (GO): membrane
Molecular function (GO): transmembrane transporter activity
Source: RefSeq, a predicted model, not a curated record
AUGAACCACCAACACCAAGACCUCGAGCUCGAGACAACGAGCUUGCCCGAUAACGGAUCGACAAUCGGCCGCGCAAUACACCAGCAAGAACCUGUCGAGGAAAUCGAGCAGGCACCAUUACCACCCGCAGACAGAGGAAGAGAGGCCUGGCUCGUCUUGCUUGGAUGCAGUCUGAUCCAGAUUCCCGUCUGGGGCUACUCUCUUGCCUUUGGUGUUUUUGAGGAAUACUACGGAAGUCAUCCUCAUAAGCUCAAGGGCGAUGCCAGCAACGUUGCAGUGAUUGGGACAACGAUGACUGGCAUCAUGUACCUCAUCUCUCCUUUCACAUUCACAAUCCUGAGCAGAUGGCCUCGUCUACGGCGCUGGUUUGGCCCACUCGGGCUAGUCCUCACAGCAAUUGGCUUCCUCCUGUCCUCUUUCGCGACAACAGUGUGGCAUUUGAUUGCAACGCAAGGCGCCAUUUGUGCCCUUGGCUGUGGGCUGCUCUUCACACCUACGACUCUGUACCUCGAUGAAUGGUUCGUGAAGCGAAAAGGCCUGGCCUACGGCGUGAUGUGGGCUGGUAAGUCUGCCGCUGGUGUCGGGCUGCCCUUCGCUAUGGAAACUUGUCUGCAGAAGUUCGGACCAGUAGUCACGCUUCGAGCUUGGAGUACUGCAACGGUUCUCGUCUCGGCGCCUCUUCUUUACUUCCUGAAACCGCGAAUCCCCCUCUCCCAAUCUUCUGGGGUGCGCCGAAUCAAUCUCAACUUCAUCCACCUCCCCUCAUUCUGGAUGCUCCAAAUCGGCAACGUCCUCCAAUCUCUCGGCUACUUCCUCCCCUACACCUACCUCUCCACCUACGCCGUCCAACAACUUCACGUUUCGACCACCGUCGCAACGACCCUCCUCGUCCUCAUUAACGUCACCUCCAUUCCCGGUGGCAUAGUCAUGGGUAGCCUCGGUGACCACCUCCGCGUCACCACCGUGAUUCUCAUCUCGACCAUCGGCUCAGCGCUUGCUGUUUUUCUCUUCUGGGGGUUUUCGAGCCAGACGUCGCUGCUAGCUGUCUUCAGUAUCACGUACGGCUUCUUCGCCGGCGGGUUCAGUUCUACCUGGUCUGGAGUGCUGUCCGAGUUGAAGGCUGAGAGCCCGGCGGUUGACACGGGUUUCAUCUUUGGGUUAUUGGCUGGUGGUAGGGGGAUUGGGAAUGUGAUCAGUGGUCCGUUGAGCGUGGCGUUGUUGACUGGUGAUGGGUGGAUGCGCGAUGACAAGAGUUGGGGGUACAAUGGACAAUAUGGUGGGAUUAUCUUGUUCACAGGCUUUACGGCAGUGUUGGGCGGAUGGGGUGCGCUAGGUAGGGUCAAGUGGAUAUGCACAAGGUGA